Molecule: messenger RNA, 2472 nt
Organism: Phlebotomus argentipes
Lineage: Eukaryota; Metazoa; Arthropoda; Insecta; Diptera; Psychodidae
Product: venom carboxylesterase-6
Exons: 2
Coding region: 76-1818 (580 amino acids)
Source: RefSeq, a predicted model, not a curated record
GACACGCAAUUUUAGUCUUGUUCAGUCCGUCAAGGUGUGAGCUUCGAAGUCUUCCUCGUCUUUGUGCUUCCAGCGAUGAUCGUGAGAUUAGCUCUCGCCCUCUUCUGCGCCCUCGCGGUGCUGCGCGGCAGCGAUGCACGCACUUCCGAUGAGCUGAGAGUGAAACUGAGCCACGGCGGAGUCGUCGUGGGGCGCCACUUGGUGUCUCACGACGGCAUCGGCAUCAGGGCUUUCAUGGGCAUCCCAUACGCCGAGCCGCCUCUCGGGAGCCUGAGAUUCCGCGCCCCAGUCGCCAAGUCUGGCUGGUCAGGAGAGCGCCAGACAGUCGCCGAUUCGCCCGUUUGCACACAGAGAGAUCCCUAUCGUCGGGACAACGAGGUGUGGGGCAGCGAGGAUUGUCUCUACCUCAAUGUCUACGCUCCUGAAGGCGUGCAGAAGGACGAAGUGCUGCCCGUGAUGGUCUUCUUCCACGGGGGCGGCUGGCAGUGUGGCAGCGGAAUCAGUUCCUUCUACGGUCCUGACUUCCUCAUGGAACACCGAAUUGUGUAUGUGGCAGCGAACUUCCGCCUUGGGCCGCUGGGAUUCCUCAGCACAGGCACUCUGGAGUGUCCUGGAAACUUCGGUCUGAAGGAUCAAGUCCUUGUGCUGCGGUGGAUCCAGCAGAACAUUGCUGGCUUCGGAGGCAAUCGCGAUUCCGUGACGGUGUUUGGCGAGAGCGCAGGUGGAGCUUCUGGCACGUACAUGAUGAUGUCUCCUCAGACCAGAGGACUCUUCCACAGAGUCAUCAGUCAAUCGGGCACCAAUCUUUGCGCCUGGGCACAGCCAGCGCACAAAGGAGUGGCGGAAAAGCGAGCAGAGCGCCUGGGCGAGAUGCUGGGAUGCGAAGGCAGCGAAAAUCUAAUGGAGUGCCUGAGAAAGAAGUCAGCUGAUGAGAUCACGGAGAAGUUCUACGACUUUUUCGAAUGGGACACCGAUCCAAUGAUUCCCUUCGUGCCUGUGGUGGAGCCCGAUCAUCCGGAGGCCUUCAUAACGAAGCAUCCGCGCGAAGAAAUGCAGCCGCACGGACUCUCGCUGCCCUGGAUGUCGGGAGUGACCAUGGAUGAGGGUGCCCUCAAGAGUGCCUCUCUGAUCAACGUGCCAGAACUCACUGAGAGCCUCAACGAGAACUGGGAUCACGCCCUUCCCAUUUCGCUCAACUACGAUCAUCACUCUUUGUCUCGCCAGAAGGAAAUCACUUCUGCCAUCAACGAAUUCUACUUCAAGAACAGGAAACUCACGCCCGAAACGAGCCAAAAUCUCACGAAUCUCUACUCGGACGCAUGGUUUGUGUUGGGCUUCGAUGAAUAUCUCAGGAUUAGACUCACGCAGAGUCAGGGAAAGAGAGGACCAACUUUCGUCUACCUGUUCGCCCACAAGGGAUCGGCCAGUUUCACGGAGAUCUUCAAAGGCGGCAGAGAGAAGUACUACGGCGUUUGCCAUGCUGAGGAGCUCCAGUAUCUCUUUCCGGUGGGUAAAGAGCUCUUUGUCAGCGCCGUUCCCACGCAGAAUGACAUCAAGAUGCGAAAACUCAUCACGAAGCUCUGGGUGAACUUCGCCAAAACUGGCCAUCCCACGCCCAAAGGCAGUGGUCUGACCUUCAGCUGGAAGGAGGCCAAGGGCUAUCCCGUGGACUAUCUGCGCCUGGGAAGGAUGGACGACGAAGAGAAGUCCUUGGCGAGCAUGGAGAGAGGUUUGUUCGAGGAGAGAAUCAACUUUUGGCGCCGCUUGAGAGCCCAUCACGCGGCUGAUGAUGAUAAUUCAAUCAGGAAUGAAUUGUAGAAUAUGUUUUGAUAGAUAAUAAACUGUGUUACAUUCGGUUAAGCGGAUUAACUGUUGAGCUAUUUUAUGAACCCUAAAAGUGAUCAAAACGACUAAAAAAUCGUAAAAAAGAGAUUUGUCGUAUAAUGAGGGAAAUAGGUAUGCUGUAUAAGUCUUCAAUUCUUAAAUAUUUGUUGAUAUUACUCAAAUUUCUAUAUGAAAACGCGUUUCGGGGUAUUUGUGAAUGAUACACGAAAAAAUUGAGCAUUUUUAGCAUAUUUAGUCACUAAAUGUAACAUUAACUACAUGGUCUUUUCCUCUUUUCACAAGGUCUGAUAUGAUUUUGAUUCCAAAAUUACCGUAGAAGGUUACAAGAAAAUCUUAGCUUUUGCACGCAGAUUUUACGUUCUUGGCUCUGACCAAAAAUGAUAUAGAAAAAUUAAGGGGAUUAUUGUACAUGAAACAUAAAUUGUAUUUUACAACUUCCAUUGGAUUAAUUAAUUUUACCAAUUGAGAUAUUAAAAAUGUGAUGAAUCACGCCGAAAUUGCACAAAUAAAUCGAUCUAUUCUAUUGCUAAAAUUGGUUAUUUAUUAAUAUUUUUGGUAUUCCUGCGCCUUCUUUGUCUUCUUCUCAGAAUAUCAAUCGCUCAGCCGCCCAAAAAGCUAAAUUAAAAA